Messenger RNA from Truncatella angustata, 747 nucleotides. RefSeq names its product SGNH hydrolase-type esterase domain-containing protein. The record is from RefSeq and is a predicted model, not a curated record. The transcript is spliced from 3 exons. The coding region runs from base 1 to 747 and encodes 248 amino acids. Gene Ontology annotation, molecular function: hydrolase activity. Lineage: Eukaryota; Fungi; Ascomycota; Sordariomycetes; Amphisphaeriales; Sporocadaceae.
AUGCGUGCAGCAACCUCAUUGUUUGCAGCGGUACUGCCCAUCACGGUUACAGCUUUCCCAGCCAAGCACAGUAACAAUAAGCCACCGGCUUUCUUCUUGGCUGGAGAUUCUACCACUGCAAUCAACGGUGGCUGGGGCAAUGGGUUCCUGGCGACACUUCGCGAUCCGGCUUGGGGCAUCAACAUCGGGCAAAGUGGCGCCACAACAUUAUCCUAUCAACAAGGAGGCAACUGGUCCAACAUCACUACGCAUGUUAAGGAAUACGCCAAGAAAUACGAUACCUAUGUGACUAUAAGUUUCGGCCACAACGAUCAGAAGUCGACGAGUAAUGUGACGUUCGACGAGUAUCAGGCCAACCUUAUCAAGUUCGCCGAGGAAGUGAAGUCUCUGGGCGGGACUCCUCUCCUCACUUCAUCCCUGAGUCGUCGAAACUUCGUUUCCGAACAUAAUGCCACGGACAGCUUGCACAACGAACGUCUAGCAGCGAUCUACGCAGCCAAUGUGACAGGCUCACCGGUCGUUGAUCUCAACGCUGCCAGUCUGAAAUACGUGAACGCGAUCGGAGAGGACGCUGCUCACACUUAUAAUUUGAGCCCGAGUGAUAACACGCAUCUCAAUUCGUGGGGCGAAGUCGUGUUUGGUCGGCUGGUGGCAGAUCUUAUCGUCGGAGCAGUGCCUCGUCUGGAGAAGUGGAUUGUUCCAAAUGAGACCCUGAGUGAUCAGAUUCGGAACGGAACCGCUGCAUAG